Schistosoma rodhaini is the source of this 4389-nucleotide messenger RNA. The record is from the annotation of a GenBank genome assembly. NCBI's taxonomy places the organism in Eukaryota, Metazoa, Platyhelminthes, Trematoda, Strigeidida, Schistosomatidae.
AUGCUUUUCGAGAAGUCGCUAACAUGUGACUUUGAUGAUAUCAAAUCUGAGGAAGUUCUUAUUCUUUCUCCUGUUUUGUAUCAGUCUGAUGAUCUAAUGCAAUGCAUUUCAAGAGUUUCGAUGACACAUGAUCUUCGUCAUCUUCUGGAUAAUCUAAUCCACACUUUGAAUUGCCUUAGAAGUUUGAAAAUCCCUGUACUAUGGGAAGAAACAUGCACUGAAUAUUCUUUUUCUUCUAUCCCUUCAUUUCCUUCCCUCACUCUAAAUUACGAAUCACAAAAUGCUUUGGGGAAGGUAAAGACGCUCAUGCUCCUUAUCAUUCAUUUAUGCGACGACAAGCCGGAUCCAAAAUGCUCGUUAGAAAGCUGUUGCGAACUCAUGGAAGCUGAAGCUCUAGAGACUGAAGUUUUUAUUAUCCUAUGUUUUAUAUUUCAUGGUCUUUCAAAUUACCACUUAGUUGGAAAAUUCUUUUGUGGUUAUUUGGCUCACUGUAAUAGUGUCAAUCACAGUAUUUUAAUGAAGCUGGCAGUUAACUUACCCUCUGAUUGGUGGCAUAUAGUCCAUGAAUUAUGGAAGCUGGGGAAGUCCCUUACAGAUAAAUCCUUCUGCCAAGGUGACAAUUCGCAAGAUAAGGACGGGAGCCAGCGUCUUCCGCAUUCCAUGUCGGACAUUGGAGCCUUUUUAAAUCCAUUUUCACUGUCAUGUCGUAUUCAAACAGUUUUGUUUUACCUGGUGAAAUUAAACCCACACGAUUCUGUUACAGUGAUCGAGAAUUGCAUUACUACCCGUCAGUUUCCCGGCUUAGUUUUGGAUAUACUUUUUGGGUUGAUCAAUAAAGAGGGUUACACCUUAAAUUUUUUGAAAAGGAUUUUGCUAGACAGUGGACAAGACAUUCGAUCUUGGAUAAGCAAUUUUCUAAAGCUCCCAUCUUCGUCAUGGUACUUGGAUAAUCUAAGUCAUCAUUUUAUAAAAAUCACUUCUUGUCUUAUACCACGUGAUUCUGCAAUUCCUUUGGAUGAUAGCAUGAUUCUCACUGCGUUAACAUUACUUCGUGUGUUAGCUGCAUUUCGUGGAUUUAUAAAUUACAAUUUCCCACCAGAACUGUCGCAAAAAUUAUUGAUUCUUCUUACACAUCGAACAGUUGUUUCUGAACGUGGCUUACAAUAUAUCAGUUAUUCGCUUGCAUUCCUAAUUGGGUUACGUUCAAGUUUGGCGACAGGAAUAUCUUCAGACACUAAUGGCGUAAUGCAUAACAAUAGUCGUAUUCCUGCAAAUACAACAGAUAUUGAAAAUACAAUUGUAAAUUGGCUUCAACGCUUAAUAGAUGAACAAGAUAUUUUCAAUUCACUAACUCAAUCAUCAUCAUCAUCAUCAUCAUCAUCAUCAUCAUCAUCAUCAUCAUCAUCAUCAUCAUCAUCAUCAUCAUCAUCAUCAUCGUCACCUUAUCUGCGUAGUUGUAAUCAAUUUUCAAAAACAACAUCGUACGUUGAACCUUUACUACUUCUAGCCAUCUUAUUUCAUACAAAUCAACCUGGACCAAUUACCGAAUUAAUAUCAAAUUUACUUGGUCUACGUAUACCAUCACUUGGACGAACUAUCAAUGGAUGGCGUAAAUUAUUUUUCCAAACUGUUUUUACAGAAAAUAUGAUUGCUAAUCAAGUUGCACGAAUUCCAAUUACUCCAAAAUUGAGUCGACAUUUAGUUGGUCAUUUACCAACUCAAUGUAUGUUACAAUUACUUAAAUCACAUGCAUUUGCUAAAAAUAAACUACAUACUAAGAAAUGGAUUAUUGGACAGGUACGUGAAAGUGUACGUCCAAUUCAUCCCUUGUUACCGGAAUUAUUAGAAGCACAUAUUACUCAUUCGUUUAGUUCCAAUUCUAAUAAUUCAUCGUCAAUAAAUCAUGAUAUUCCUGGUACUACUAAUACUACUACUACUGCUACUACUUCAACAGCUUAUAUCAACUUAUCAUUAAUUUCUGAACAAGAAUUAAUCAAUGAAUUCACUAAUUCUAAAUCUUCUCAAUUAAUUCAAUUUUGUGCUCCAGGCAUUCAUUUACAAUCGAAAAUUAAUUAUAAAUCUGUAGAUCAUUUGUAUAUCUCAACUACAGAACAAGAUUUUACUCCACAAUUAUUAUUUUUAUAUUAUGCAUUUUUUGUUUUUGAUUAUCAGUUCAAUUUACGCCUAACAACUAAUCGACAUCGUUUACCUAAUGAACCAUCAUGUGUUUAUUCCAAUAAACUGUGGGAUAUUAUACCUAUAACUUAUCUCCUACGAUAUGCUCGUGCACAUUUAUCAGAUUAUCGCUCUCUAUAUCCAAAAUUACUACAAUUGGUUACAAAUCAUUUUCCGCAUUUAACUAUGGGUGAAAUGAUGAUACAAGAUGAAUUAUUACUUGAUUCAAUAUGGAAAUCUGAACACGAACCUAUUCGUGUUCUUUGUAUUGAUAAAGCUGAAAAGAAUUUAUCACUGGUAAAUAAUACAACAACAAUUGUAACAUCGAGAGUAAUGACAAAUCAAACAAAUUUUGUUUAUCAACAAUCAAAUUAUCCUUUGCCGUUUCGUGAAGAACAACUAAAUCAAGCAUUUGAACAAGUAAUUUCAAAACUAUCAAUAUCUAUUAAGCAACCAACAACAUUGAAUAAUCUUGCUGAAAUAUGUCCAUUAUGGAAAAAUCUUAUUUAUAUGAUUAAUCAAUUGAUACAAUCAAUUGAAAUAUUCGGUUUAGAUUGUUUAUUAGAUUUUGGUCCAAUAUUAGCUGAACAAUGUCCAAGAUUAUUAUUAUUACAAGGAAAUGAUGGAUUUUUAAGUGUUAAUCGUAAAUUUGUACAUUCUAUGGAACUUUUAUGGAGACGUUUACAUUUGAUUAUGCCAAGACGAUUGGAAUUAAUCACUAUGAAUAGAAUACGAUCGUCUAACAAUGAUCCUCCAACAAAAAACACAUCAUCUGUCAAAACAACAAGUAUAAGUACUACAAAUCCUCUUGACUUAUUCAUUGAAGCUACCAUUCUUAUCAAUAGUAGACGAAAACCUUUGUGCAGUUUAGAUUUAUGCAUAGAUCCAGUUGAAAAUGUUAUGAGUGAAGUGGAUAAAAAAGUAUUUCGAUGUCCGUCACUUCUUCGUUUAUUUCUACGUAUAUUGGAAUCAAGUUUAUUAGCAUCCAGAUCUUAUUGGGCCCAUAGACUUGUUGACAGAGUCCAAUCUGUACGUGGAACAACCACAAAUUCAACUGUAUAUAAUACCCAAUCAACAACGUCUAUGCCAGCAACAAUGAUGAUGCUUUCUCCAACAAAUAGUGGAGCACCAUUAUCUAGUUCUUCUAUUCCUAGUACUAAUACUGAUUUAUUAAAUCAAGAUACAUCUAGUUUAACCAUAAACUAUCCGAAACUUAUUAGUUCUUCCAAAUUAAUUACUACUGAUUCUGGCCAACAACAACAACAACAGGUUAACAGCAUAUCUACUGUUUCCCUAACAACAUCAUCAAUAACUACCUCUCCUACAUCUACAUCAGUAAAUACAACUGUUUCUAUUUCUAAUACAUUAUCUUCUGUACAAAUAUUCAAUGAAUCUAAUACAAAUAUUUCUCCUUCAAUUAAUAAUGAAGAAUGUGAACGUUUAUGUACAAAUAUGUUAUUAACACAAGAUUCAACUAUUAUUCAGUUAUUACUAGAAUAUUGUUUACCAACAGAAGAUGAAAAGAAACUUGAAUCAGAAAUUAGUAUUCUUCGUGAAAUACGUAUUACAAUUUGUACAUUUAUACAUUCAUUAUUCAUCGCCCAACCUGUACUCGCAGAGAUUAUUGUUUGGCAAACAUAUCCUCGUGCAUUGAUCCCUAUAAGUGCUCAAGCCAUCCCAUCAUUACAUAUCUGUUUGGAUACAGUUAUUGAUGUAUUUCGAAUGAGUGGAGAUUAUAGCAAAAUGGUAUUCUGUUUGGAUUUAGUUUCACAUCUAGCCCAACAUUAUAAUAUUCAAGCAACACUGGAUCGUGCUGCUUUCAUGAUUGAUUCAUUAUAUCACUUUUUGACAGUGAUUGUCAGUGUAGAAGAACGAUCAAGUUUAUUAUAUGAAUGUUUAUCUCCAUUAUUACGUUUGGGUAGUGCAUUCCCAAAUUUAGCACCUAUAAUUGCACGUCUUCUAUUAUCAGUUGGUUUAAUGAUUAGUUCUACAUUGUCAGAUGAUUCACGAUCACAAUUACAUUGUCAAUUGGAAACUUUAAGAUCAAAUUCCUAUUCAGAUAAUAAUCAAAUGAAUAAUCAACUGAUGAUUGAAUUAACAUUAAAUGAACGUAAUGAAAUAUGUUUAUUAAAAAUUAUGUCAAUAUUAAAUAAAUUAGUUUAUCAAUGUUCAGCACAACGUCAUUUAUAUUAUACACCAAGAUUAAUCAAUUAA